Messenger RNA from Podospora pseudopauciseta, 573 nucleotides. RefSeq lists its product as uncharacterized. The record is from RefSeq and is a predicted model, not a curated record. Bases 1 to 573 code for a protein of 190 amino acids. Lineage: Eukaryota; Fungi; Ascomycota; Sordariomycetes; Sordariales; Podosporaceae. The transcript has a single exon.
AUGAAGCUCCCAACCAUCCUCCUCCUCCCCCUCCUCCCAACCACCCUCUCAACUCCCGUUCCCAACACCACCACCCCCCCUUCCGAGAUCAACGCCCCCUGCAACUACGACCUCGGCGACUGCGCUCCGCCCCUAACAUGCAUCCCCCUCUUCCCAACCUGCACCCGCUGGACAACCCUCAAAGAUCACUCCUGGCCUGGUUGCCCAGGCACCUGCCAACUAAUCGACCUCUCCAGGCAGAAAAUCUACACCAAAUGCGCCGGAUGGGGCCUCUACGACAACUGCGACGAGAGAGUAGAAUACUGCACUGACGAUCCCCGCAAUAGCGGCUGCGGUCCUUCCUGUGAUGGCCCUGGGAUUUGCCAACCUAAUGACGAUUGGUGCGGGGGGGAGGACAAACGGGAGUGUAGGGAGGGGUUGGCGUGUUUUAUUCACCCGCCGGUGACUGUGCAGGGAGAAAAAAAUCCGUACGGGGUUUGCUUGCCGUUGCGGUUUGGGAGUGAGUACUAUGAGAAGACGGGUUUGGAGGAGAGCUGGGCGGAGGAGUGGGAUGGGUGGCAGGGGGAUCCUUAG